Molecule: messenger RNA, 2662 nt
Organism: Nannospalax galili (Upper Galilee mountains blind mole rat)
Lineage: Eukaryota; Metazoa; Chordata; Mammalia; Rodentia; Spalacidae
Gene: Rnf182
Product: ring finger protein 182
Exons: 2
Coding region: 546-1289 (247 amino acids)
Source: RefSeq, a predicted model, not a curated record
CAGGGGACCGGCGGUCUGGCGAGGGACUCAGACCAGGGAGUGUCCACGGUAGCGGCUCGGGGUGCAGGAGGACCUCGGAACAGCCGCAGCGCUGGGAACAGGGGCGCUGGCCUGGCCUCACGGCCACGCGGAGCCCGGGACCCUGGUGCCUCGGGGGUCGGCGCUCGGGCCCCGGCGGUUGCCAUGGUGACGCAGGGUCGGCGGUUCUGCACCGAGACAAAGCGGCCCGCCCGCGGCUCCCGAGCUCCUCCUCCGCGGCACCUCCCUCCGUCCCCGCGCCGCCGUCGGAGUGGCUCCCGAUGCUCCCGCCGCCUCCGGUGCUCCCGCCGCCGCCACCGCGGGCCAGAUCCUGCAGUGUCCUUUUAAAUAUGCAUUUGAGGCAAAGAGCUACAAGCAGAAACUGAAAAUGCUUGCAAGACUUCCAGCUUCUCUCCGUAUGUUUCUAGCCCUGCCUGACUCAGACCAUGUGAUAUUCAGAGGGAUUCCUUAAUCGAAGCGGUUCCUCAGCCAGGCACAUUGACAGAAAAUUGCAUCUGUAAUUCAAGAUGGCUAGCCAGCUGCCCGAAGACCCUGUGGAGUCUCAGGUCUCCGACGAGCUUGAAUGCAAGAUCUGUUACAAUCGGUACAAUCUGAAGCAGAGGAAACCCAAGGUGCUGGAGUGUUGCCACAGGGUUUGUGCCAAAUGCCUCUACAAGAUCAUAGACUUUGGGGACUCCCCGCAAGGUGUCAUUGUCUGUCCUUUCUGCAGGUUUGAGACACGUCUGCCGGAUGACGAAGUGAGCAGCCUGCCCGAUGACAACAACAUCCUUGUAAACUUGACUUGUGGAGGCAAAGCGAAGAAGUGCCUGCCAGAGAACCCCACCGAGCUACUGCUGACCCCCAAGAGGCUGGCCUCCCUCGUCAGCCCUUCCCACACAUCCUCCAACUGCUUAGUGAUAACCAUCAUGGAAGUGCAGAGAGAGAGCUCCCCAUCUCUGAGUUCCACUCCUGUGGUGGAAUUCUACAGGCCAGCAAGUUUUGACUCUGUUACUACAGUGUCCCACAACUGGACAGUGUGGAACUGCACCUCGCUGCUCUUUCAGACGUCCAUCCGGGUGUUGGUGUGGCUGCUCGGCUUGCUGUAUUUCAGCUCCUUACCCUUAGGGAUCUACUUACUGGUGUCUAAGAAAGUCACCCUUGGGGUGGUCUUUGUUAGCCUCGUCCCUUCCAGCCUUGUCAUCCUUAUGGUGUAUGGUUUUUGCCAGUGUGUCUGUCAUGAAUUUCUGGACUGUAUGGCACUUCCUUCUUAAUCAAUAUGCACAAGAGGAAAUUUGGCACAUGUUGCCACAUUCAAAUGAUGUAUGUACAAUUUACUUUCUUUUAUGUGCUCUGUGACUAAUGUCUCUAGCCUCAGCAAAGCCCUUGGUCAUACGUUUGUGGUCUGUUUUCCAUCCAAAUGUUGGCUUGAUGGGUUAUCUUGGCUGCUGUGAAUUAAAAAAAAAAAAAGAGUUCCUUUCUACUUGGGGGUACACACAGCAUUCGUGGAGCUCUGAGAGCUGUAAAACCUCCCAGAGCAAAGGUAGGAUUGCAGCCAGGCACCGGGCAAUGUGUGUCAGGCUGUGCCAGAGUCUUUGUGGGAAGGUCAGGAUGAAUGGAUUCCUCCUUUCAGUUAAUGGUGGGUAGACACGGGAGGCAGGUUGCUCCAAGCUGCAUGGGUUUUCAAAGUGUGUGCCCCUGUACUCCUGGUGUUAGAGCCCCCACAUCAUCUUCAGGUGCUUUUUCUCUUAAGGUAAUGCUACUCUGAGGUGUGCUGCUCCCUUUGAGAUCGCUGUCUCCUCUGUGCAGUCUUCCCUACCCUGGGGACACUCAGCCUCAUUCCCUUCGGUGGUUCCAGUAGGACUUUUGUUUUGCCAUGUUGCUAAAGAGAAUGGAGAACAGGAAGGAGCUUUCGUGGAUGUAGACUUCAUGGCAGAGCGUGGCCGUUUGUCCAGGACACAUGCUCUUUCCUCCAUGUGUCGUUUCCACCCCUCCAGGCUUCCCUGAGGAUAUCCGAGGAGAAUGCAUUUCUCACAGCACAGUUUUGGUGCAUGGAAAUCUUCAAUCAUUUUUGUUUUGUUUUUAUUUUAACCACAUUUCUCAUUUAGACCCAGUUCCAUUUAAAUUAGUUGCUAUCAGUUUAUGAAGCUGUCCCUUUACUUCCCCGUGUUUUAGAUGCUUGAUUGGGGCUAACUUCACUGAGUCCUGUAACAAUCUGGGGGAAUCUGUGACCAUGAACAUACAGAGAUGGGUCUCCAGAUGCCCCAGCUUACAGCCCGAGACACUGAACCCAAGCGUUCGGCCAGACCAUGCUAGAACACAGUGGUUCAGGGUUGCAUGUUGUGGAAGUCCAUGUAAAGCAAAGGGCAGAACCACGCCAGGCCCAUGCCCUGCUCCAAGAUACCCACCCUCCACAGGAGGGAAGUGGAGGUAGCCGAGUGCAGCUUGACACAUUUCUGUUGUUCAAGUUUUGGAAUAGAUUCAAGUUCUUAAAUUAUUUUCAGUAAAAGCAUAAGCUGUAUGGCUUGAGUUAGUGGACUCCUUUUCAUGAUGCAGGGGAGGUUGGGUGUAUAUAUUUAUGAGAAGAAAUUGUCUAGCAGAUUUUAGAUGGGGAGUAGAAUGCUCACAGGAAUUAGGCAAAAAAAAA